Molecule: messenger RNA, 1089 nt
Organism: Dendronephthya gigantea
Lineage: Eukaryota; Metazoa; Cnidaria; Anthozoa; Malacalcyonacea; Nephtheidae
Exons: 7
Coding region: 1-966 (321 amino acids)
Source: RefSeq, a predicted model, not a curated record
AUGAGACUUCAAAGCUGUGCAAUCACUAGCAGGCCGAACUUAGCGACUCUACAAGUAUUCGCUGAUGUCUUGCGAUGGAUUGGCUUCUAUAUACAGGAUGAUGUUCGGUUGCUGCACAACCAGCAAGACCACGAACGGCAAUUUAAUGGAAGUCAGGGUGUGGGUAGUGCUCAUUACAAUUCAGUUAAAGCUUUUCUCCUUGAAGAAUUAGUGAAAGAGAAUAGCACACACAGUAAAGCAACUAUUUCAGGGGCUAUCAGCAGAUAUUACGAAACAAAACGGGUGCAAUUUCUUGAUAACCUACCAGAAAGACGAGAAGCGGCAGACAAGAAACAAAGGGACAAAAAGAUGACAUCUGGGAGAAGAAGACUUUUUCUGAGCCGAUUGAAAAUAGCAAAUGAAGCAGAAAAGGAACGUAUACGCGAAGUUGGUGCAUAUGCAAUGAGUGACGAGGAGGACGGGAAAGGUGCCCAAAACGGUUCUUGGAUCGUGCGCUCGGCCGUUUGGAGAAGUCCUGAAUUGAAUAAGAUUAUCUGGGAGACUCAGCUUAGGUUAGAAGAGGAUGCGUCUUCCAGUCAUCCAAAAAACAAGCGAAUCAAUGGCCCUCCCUCAUCUAGAAUUCCUCCACCUCAUCUACCAAACUGGCCACUCAAAGCAAAUUUUCAACCGGGUCGGAAGCAACGCAAUUUAGCUAUAGGCCUACAGCAAGAUGGACGACAUUGUGCUGGUAAAGAAAUAGCGUCGAAAAGAAAAGUAUCCCGGACUAAAAAGGCAUCAUCCGGUUCCCGCAGAAAGAGUGUUCGCAAAGAAACCACGUCGGCACCACCCGAAGUGAGCAAGGACCCACCAACUACCAGCUGUCAGUCAGAGACAGAAAGCCAGCUAGCACGGUGUAUUCAGAGCGAUGAAAGUGACCAGGAUGACGUUGAAGGAAGCAUUGUCGGCGGCGAUGAAGAAUCCUGCUAACUAGUUUUUCAUAUACAGUGUCUAAAAUGUUUUUGUAUCGAGAUCGUUAUAUAUCUACUUACAGUUAACCAUAUAUUUAAUUUAAAACGGAAACCUGAUAGUGUAAUAACAGUAUUUUAUUUA